CUCCAACCACGAUGAGCGCUCCCAGACACGUCCGCUACGCGGCAGAAACGCCCCUCAUGUCAUCCUGUGAGCUCGAUAUGAGGGAACUCUCAGGUUCAAAGACCGAGACCCUUCGCGACGACGUGUUAUUCGAGAAGGAAAAGAUCACCAUUGAGCGGCACGGAUUCUCGCCCUUCCAGCGGUGGUACCGCGAGAUCGCGAGCGUGAAGAAACGGCAGAGGACCAUCGCAUGGAAGACCGGAAAGCCUUUUGUGCCGGAGAACCUCUUUUUCCGGACCGUCGAUACGGCUCGUCUCUUGCCCAUGAAUCUCGCGGAUUUCCGGAUCCAGAUUUACGCGACGAAGGGGCUGUGGGCGCCCAUGGAGCAGAACGGAAAUACGGAAAGCUGGACUAAUAUCACGAUUCUUGGGCUGAUGCACCAUAUGCUGGUUUUCCGGAAUAUGCAAGAUUAUGCGGGUGGCGACAUUCCGAUUGUAUGCAUCGACUGGGAUAAAGAACUCGUGGAUGCUGCGAUGGAUUACUGGGUAGAGCUGAGUGCUGAUAAAUGGACGAAGGAAGAAUGCGAGACGAAAUUCUGUCAAGUCGCCGCUAAAGUACACGGUCGUAACCCUUGCUUCUACCAAGUUGACCUCUGCGUUCGCGCCCUCCUUCUCGACAAGGACGUCGGCUACGUCCCGCCGUUCAUCGUCAUUUUAGAAGCUAGGAAGGACGGCAAGGCUCGUGCGCUCUUCACCCGUCCCUCGCACUGCCCACCUCCCUCCAUCCUCAACACCCUCCCCAAGACAUGCGGUAGCGCCACCUGCACCGACUCCAAGUGCAUCGGAAUGUGGCGCAUCGAGGAUUGCCGGAGCCUCCAUUACCCGAGCCCUAUGAUCCGAGAACUCCAGCGCUACGAAGAUCGUGUCGUGUGUAACCUCUGGGGAUGCGAAGUCAAGCCGGAGUUGGAUGCAGAUGGAAAGGUAGUUGGACUCCAGAGGUGCCAGAAGUGUAAGGAGGUUUUGUAUUGCUGUCGGGAGCAUCAGUCGGUGGAUUGGUAUACCCAUAAACGCGUUUGCGAGGCUCCUCCUUAGGCUGAUAAGGGAUUUGUUUCUCCUCUAACGACUAACAGAAAUGAAGAAGCCGUCACCUUGAGAUUAAUAUUUUUGUGCUGUAACCUAUGGAACAAAUGAUAUACGUCGUAUAAUGCUUGGGGUGUCGUCUUGCCCUCUUGGAGUGGCCGUCACACCGAGCUACGGUUCCUCCGUUACGAACUCUCUUUCUCUGCCUUCGCCUGGAUCAACCUGUCUGGAUGAGCCUUCCGC
Messenger RNA from Desarmillaria tabescens, 1301 nucleotides. RefSeq lists its product as uncharacterized. The coding region runs from base 12 to 1070 and encodes 352 amino acids. The transcript is spliced from 6 exons. Lineage: Eukaryota; Fungi; Basidiomycota; Agaricomycetes; Agaricales; Physalacriaceae. The record is from RefSeq and is a predicted model, not a curated record.